GUCCGUCAGGUUGGCAACAUACAACGAUAUUCGGUGCAGUGUGUUUUGGUCAUUAAUAUGUUUAAUGAAAAAAUCUUUAUCUUCCUUUGGUUUUGGUACUUCUUUCUUGUCCUUUGCACUAUUCUAUCAUUCCUCUAUUGGCUUACCGUUCUGACUGUCCCAAUGGUUGAAAUCCAUGCCGGGAUAAUAUUCGGAACCGAUCUUGUGGUAUCGCUUUGGAACGCUUUUUAUGAAAUCGAAGAAAAGGUAAUUAUCGUUGAUACUGCCCCAGCAGGCAGCUAA
Messenger RNA from Gongylonema pulchrum, 282 nucleotides. NCBI's taxonomy places the organism in Eukaryota, Metazoa, Nematoda, Chromadorea, Rhabditida, Gongylonematidae. The record is from the annotation of a GenBank genome assembly.